Messenger RNA from Phaedon cochleariae (mustard beetle), 2622 nucleotides. Lineage: Eukaryota; Metazoa; Arthropoda; Insecta; Coleoptera; Chrysomelidae. The record is from the annotation of a GenBank genome assembly.
AUGGCAGAUAGUGAUGAUGAAUAUGAUAGAAAACGGAGGGAUAAGUUCCGUGGGGAAAGAGCAGAACCAGCUUAUAGAGGCACUGAUAGGGUUGCAAGACCUCGUGAUGAAUGGUCAGAAAGAGAUUCUUGGUCAAGGCCGCGUCCAAGGGAAUACAGAGCUGGGGGGGUCAGGGAUAGGGGCUAUUCUCCCAGUUUAGAGCCUGCUGCGAAAAGAGUUAGACAUGACUAUUAUGGUGAUAACUUCUAUAAUCACUAUGGUUCUUUCCAUCAACCUCCUCACAGAGGUUAUUUCUUCAGAGAAUCAGCGCCUUCCUCUCAGGUCGAAGGCCAGCAGCCCCCAAUGAUGUCCUUUAAGGCGUUUCUGGCCACACAGGAUGACAAUAUAUCUGAUAGUGAGGCUAUAGAGAAAUAUAAUGAUUACAAGUUAGAGUUCCAGAGGCAGCAGCUCAACGAAUUUUUUGUUGCACAUAAGGAUGAUGAGUGGUUCAGAAUGAAAUACCAUCCAGAGGAGUCUGUCAAGAGAAAAAAUGAACAAACUGCUGCACUUAAGAGGCGUGUUGAGGUAUUUGUGGAGUUGCUUAAAUCAGGAAAAAUUGAUAAUGUUUCUGUAGAUGGCUCCAGAACCAAUGAUUUACUGAAACUAUUGGAUACUGUUGUUAUAAAAUUGGAAGGAGGAACAGAAGAAGAUCUUGCAUUGCUCGAACAAGAGUAUGAAGAAAUGGAGAAAAAAUACCAAGAACUUAAAGCCAAAGAAGUAGAAGCUGAUAAGGCGAAAGAAAAGGAAAUUGUGGCCAAAAAAGAAGAUCAAGAAGAGAAACAAGACAGUCAGAAAAAAGAUGAUGAAGAAAACAAGCCAAAUGGUAACGAUAAAGAUGAAGAAGGCGAAAUAACUGGUGGAAGUGAAAAAAACGUCGGAAUGGAAGAAGGGGAACAUAAUGAUGAUGAAGAAAAAGAUGAGGAUGAAAAACAUGAUGAACCGAAAGGGGAUGAAGAAAAAGAAGAAGUUGAUGAAAAGAAAGUGGAAGAUGAUAACAAGGAAAAAGAAGAUAGUAGUGAAAAAGAAAAAAAUGACGAAGAAGAAAAGGACAAAGACGAGAAAAUGGAUGCUGAAGACGAAGUUCAGAAGUCUGAAGAGCUUGUGGAUAAACCAAUAGAGAAAGAGAAGAAACGAAAACGAUCAUAUUCAGGUAGUAGCAGCGGCUCAUCGAGCAGUAGCAGCGAUACGGAAGAGGAAAAUGAAAAUAAGGAAGAGAAACAGGAAACAGAAGCUGCAAGAAAAAGCCCUGUCGAGAAGAACAAAGAAGAAGUGGAAAUACACUCGGUUGAUGAUGACAGCGUGAAACCUGAGAAGCCGAAAUCCCUUCAUAAGACAACUUCGAUAUUCUUGAGAAAUCUUGCUCCUACCAUUACGAGACAAGAAAUAGAGGUCAUCUGUGGCCGAUAUGAUGGAUUCUUGAGAGUAGCUCUUGCAGAUCCUCAGCCUGAACGUAGAUGGAUGCGGCGUGGCUGGGUAACUUUCAAAAGAGAUGCCAACAUCAAAGAAAUUUGUUGGAAUUUGAACAAUGUCAGGUUGAGAGAUUGCGAGCUCGGUGCCAUCGUCAACCGAGAUCUGAGCAGGCGCAUCAGGCCCAUUAACGGUAUAACAGCACACAAACAAGUGGUCAGGUCAGAUAUCAGGAUAUCGGCAAGAACUGUUCUGCAUCUUGACACUAAAGCGGGGCUAUGGCUUGACCAGGAGGAAAAAAAAGAAAAACUCCAGCAAACAUUUGGAUUGGUGUCCAACAACCCUGUCCUGCACAACAUCACAGAUUAUUUGAUUGAGGAAGCAAGUGCGGAAGAAGACGAGUUACUAGGUUUGGAACCGAGUGCCGAGUCUCAGCUGGCCACUUCUGUGGUGGAAAGAGACGAAAUAUUGACGGCCGUUUUGGAUCGUAUCAUUUUGUACUUGAGAAUAGUACAUUCUGUGGACUACUAUAAUCAUUGCGAUUAUCCGAAUGAGGACGAGAUGCCCAAUAGGUGCGGCAUUUUACACGCCAGAGGACCGCCUCCUUACUCCAAGACCGAGAUGACACAAUUCAUUGGUGCAGCUGUCGAGGCCAAGAUGUCUGCAUUCUUGCCUGACAAAAAUAAAGAGGAGAAAGAGAAGAAUGAAACCAAACUGGUCGACUUGGCUCUGAAAGAUGUGGACACAGAAGUUGACAAGUUUGUGCAAGCAAAUACAAGAGAAUUGUCCAAGGAUAAGUGGCUUUGUCCGUUGUCUGGAAAGAAGUUCAAGGGGCCUGACUUUGUAAGAAAGCAUAUAUUCAACAAGCAUGCAGAAAAAAUCGAAGAAGUGAAAAAAGAAGUAGAAUUUUUCAACAACUACCUCAAGGAUCCGAAAAGGCCAAUGUUGGCGGAAGCCCCACAGCCAAGAAGAGAGGAGGCACCAAGCUAUAGCCACUCUUUUGGGGGAUAUGCUGGUCCUGGAUAUGGAAGACCUGCUCCAUAUUACAAUCAAUCAUUCCCUCAGAGGGCACGAGGGUACCAACCACGUUCAAGGGGGGCACCUGGUGGAGACUUUAGACCUGUUAUUCACUACAGAGAUCUUGACGCACCUAGAGAACCUGAAGAAUUUAUUUAA